Mycosarcoma maydis (corn smut) is the source of this 1230-nucleotide messenger RNA. RefSeq names its product protein-histidine N-methyltransferase. The record is from RefSeq and is a predicted model, not a curated record. The coding region runs from base 1 to 1230 and encodes 409 amino acids. The transcript has a single exon. Gene Ontology annotation, biological process: peptidyl-histidine methylation, to form tele-methylhistidine. Gene Ontology annotation, molecular function: protein-L-histidine N-tele-methyltransferase activity. NCBI's taxonomy places the organism in Eukaryota, Fungi, Basidiomycota, Ustilaginomycetes, Ustilaginales.
AUGUCAUUUGGAUUCCAGUUCGACGACUCCGAGAUGGACGAGGAGUACAUCUCGGGCUCGCUCUCUUCAAUCCAGCCAUCUGCAGCAUCAACGUCGACUUCAACAUCAGCUUCGUCUACCACUACCGCAGCACCGUUCAAAUCGCACUCGCUGCGUGAAAUGUUGCAGAACUUACCUUCAAGAAUAUCUUACUCGGCAAUCGACGUAAGCCUACCGAGCACAAGCCGAGAAGGAGAAGGAGAGGGAGGAGGAAAGGGCAGAGUACAGAGAUUGUUGAGGCGGGAUCUGUUUGAUGCCCGAUUUCAGAUGCUUAUUGACGAGGAAGAAGACGAAGCAACCGAUAGUGGUACAGCACAGAAGAGUACACGGCAGCAGAUGGUCGACGGAAAAGUGGACGCGCACUCGGACUUGGUACCAGGGGUAUACGAGGGCGGACUGAAAACGUGGGAAUGUGCACUGGACCUCGUCGAGACGCUCGAUGCACUGCACUCGACCGCAUCCCACAACGACUCGUCCCGCUCCACUUGGUCCCACAGACUGUCAGGAAAACACAUUCUCGAACUCGGCUGCGGAACGUCUCUGCCAUCCGUGUUCCUUCUAGAUCAAGUGCUUCGCGACGAUCCUUCCACGCAACCGAUCAAUCUCAACCUGCAUCUCGCCGACUACAACGCUCAAGUAUUACAACUCGUGACGCUUCCCAACCUCAUCCUUGCCUGGUACGCGUCUCCUGCAGCAUCCCACUAUCGAUCUACCACUGAAGCAACCCACCUCGUACACGAACGCAACGAACUCGUGCGUCGCGGACAAGACCAUUUCCAUGCCGAAGACGAACUCGCCAUUACAGACCAACUCGUAGCCGCUUUUGAUGAGUCUCUCAAGUCGCGAGGCAUCCAGUUGAACUUUUACUCGGGCGCUUGGAGCAACUUCCCAUCGUCGCUCUUUGGCGAUGGUGGCGUGCACAAGAUGGAUAUCAUUCUGACCUCCGAGACAAUCUACUCGUUACAUUCGUUGCCCGCAUUGGUGGAGCUCUUGAGUCGAUACACACAGACAGAAGCGCAACACCAGCCAGCGUUGGUUCUCGUCGCCGCAAAGGUGAUCUACUUUGGAGUAGGCGGUGGCGUAGAGUCUUUCAAGCAAACGUUGGCCGAAAUGCACCCAAGCGCCACAGUAGAGCCAAUCCAUAGCGUGACAAAGGGCGUUGGCCGGACCGUUCUCUCGGUAACAUUCUAG